UUUCAGUUGACAUGUGUAUUUUGUUCAUGCAAUUUUUAAUUUUGUUUACUUUUUGCUCAUGAAAAUGUCGACAAAUUGUAUAGUUUGUCAGGAAAUUACCAAAAAAUACAAGUGUCCAAAAUGCCUACAACCAUAUUGCUCCCUGAAUUGCUUCAAAGAACACCAGAAAACAGAAUGCAAACCUUUGACCAAAGUUGAUGAAAAAUCAAAUCUUGAUGACAAUCCAACGAUAUUUCCGCCUUUUAAAACAGAAGACACAGUUCAUCCAGCUAAAUUAGAACAAUUAAGAACCUGUGAACCACUGAAACAACUCCUCUAUAAUCCUCACCUGCGGACUUUUCUACAAGAAAUCGACGUUGCUCCAAAUGCUUGGAAUGCAAUGCGUGUGGCAAUGCAAGAGCCACUUUUUGUCGAAUUCGCUGAUGAAUGCAUGAAAGUCAUUGAACCACCAACGGAGGAUGAUUUCUGAACAAA
This is a messenger RNA of Episyrphus balteatus (marmalade hoverfly), 474 nucleotides long. Its product is annotated as zinc finger HIT domain-containing protein 3. The transcript has 3 exons. Bases 59 to 469 code for a protein of 136 amino acids. Lineage: Eukaryota; Metazoa; Arthropoda; Insecta; Diptera; Syrphidae. Gene Ontology annotation, biological process: maturation of LSU-rRNA from tricistronic rRNA transcript (SSU-rRNA, 5.8S rRNA, LSU-rRNA); box C/D snoRNP assembly; snoRNA localization. The record is from RefSeq and is a predicted model, not a curated record. Gene Ontology annotation, cellular component: pre-snoRNP complex; nucleus. Gene Ontology annotation, molecular function: protein binding.